AUGGCCAAAGUCGAGCAUAAGGCGGUCCUGAUCGUCAUUGACGGUUGGGGCAUUCCUUCCGCAACGUCCCCGCCCGAAGGCGAUGCCAUUGCUGCGGCGAAUACCCCAUUCAUGGACGGGUUCAGAAAGGAGGGCUCAGAGACGGCUCAAGGCUAUACUGAACUCGAAGCUUCCGGUCUGGCAGUGGGCUUGCCUGACGGCCUCAUGGGCAACUCCGAGGUCGGCCACUUGAACAUCGGGGCUGGCAGAGUGGUAUGGCAAGAUGUGGUCCGCAUUGACCAGACGAUCAAGAAUGGCGAAAUGAACAAGGUCCCCAAUGUUGUGAAAUCCUUCCAGAGAGCCAUUGACGGCAAUGGUAGACUUCAUCUCCUUGGUCUGAUCAGCGAUGGUGGAGUCCACAGCCACAUCAACCACCUCUUCGCCCUCCUCGAGGUCGCCAAAGAAAUGAAAGUGCCCAAGGUUUUCAUCCACUUCUUCGGCGACGGUAGAGAUACCGACCCCAAGAGUGCGGCUGGCUACAUGCAGCAACUGUUGGACAAGUUGAAGGAGCUAGGAACCGGAGAGUUGGCCACGGUUGUCGGGCGCUACUACAUCAUGGAUCGAGACAAGAGAUGGGAUCGUGUGGAAGUCGGCAUGAAGGGCGUCGUCCUCGGUGAAGGAGAGGAAUCCACCGAUCCAGUCGCCACGAUCAAGUCUCGGUACGAGAAAGGCGAGAACGACGAAUUCCUCAAACCUAUCAUUGUUGGUGGAGAUGAGCGAAGAGUCAAGGAUGGAGACACCUUGUUCUUCUUCAACUAUCGCUCCGACCGCGUCCGAGAAGUCACUCAGCUGCUGGGUGACUACGACCGAUCCCCGAAGCCGGAAUUCCCUUACCCAAAGGAUAUCCAGAUCACCACCAUGACCCAGUACAAGACCGAUUACAAAUUCCCUGUCGCGUUCCCUCCACAGCAUAUGGGUAAUGUGCUCGCCGAGUGGCUUAGCAAGAAGGGAGUCAAGCAGUGCCACGUUGCCGAGACGGAGAAAUAUGCCCACGUCACAUUCUUCUUCAAUGGUGGCGUUGAGAAGCAGUACGAGGGAGAGGAUCGAGAGAUGAUCCCCAGCCCGAAAGUGGCAACAUACGACCUGGAUCCUCCGAUGAGUGCACAAAAAGUGGCGGACAAGCUUAGCGAACGGAUCUCCGACCACAAGUACGAAUUCCUGAUGAACAACUUUGCUCCUCCCGACAUGGUGGGCCACACUGGAGUCUACGAAGCCGCCAUUAAAGCCUGCACCGCCACGGAUGCAGCCAUUGGUAGCGUGUACGAAACCUGUAAGAAGGAAGGUUACAUUCUGUUCGUGACUGCGGACCAUGGCAACGCCGAAGAGAUGCUGAAUGAAGAGGGCACUCCCAAAACCUCCCACACAACCAACAAGGUUCCUUUUGUCAUGGCGAACGCCCCUGAAGGAUGGAGCUUGAAGAAGACGGACGGUGUUCUUGGAGACGUGGCGCCAACGGUGCUCGCGGCGAUGGGCUUGGACCAGCCGGAGGAGAUGAGCGGGAAGAGUUUGCUGAUCAAGAAGUAA
Exophiala dermatitidis NIH/UT8656 is the source of this 1563-nucleotide messenger RNA. Its product is annotated as 2,3-bisphosphoglycerate-independent phosphoglycerate mutase. The coding region runs from base 1 to 1563 and encodes 520 amino acids. Gene Ontology annotation, cellular component: cytoplasm. The record is from RefSeq and is a predicted model, not a curated record. The transcript has 2 exons. NCBI's taxonomy places the organism in Eukaryota, Fungi, Ascomycota, Eurotiomycetes, Chaetothyriales, Herpotrichiellaceae. Gene Ontology annotation, biological process: glucose catabolic process. Gene Ontology annotation, molecular function: manganese ion binding.